This is a messenger RNA of Temnothorax curvispinosus, 738 nucleotides long. RefSeq lists its product as uncharacterized. The transcript is spliced from 3 exons. The coding region runs from base 287 to 646 and encodes 119 amino acids. Lineage: Eukaryota; Metazoa; Arthropoda; Insecta; Hymenoptera; Formicidae. The record is from RefSeq and is a predicted model, not a curated record.
UCGAUUGCCCGUCCGCUCUUCUCGAAACAACACGGCCGGAGCGAGCGGGCAGGCGGAUAUACGAUACCGACAUUGUAUCUAAUCUCCUCUGCAACGCGACGAGCAAAUACAAUAUUCCAGAAGGCGAUACUUUCGGCGCGUAUCGACAUACCGGCUAUUUGACCGUUCGUUCAGUUAGUGCUAUCCGGAGUCUCGUCGCUCGACAAUAAACCACCGUCUUUCUACGAAAAUAUCUGAAAGAAUCGCGCAGAGUGAAGAACAUCGAAGUCGAGGAUCGAGAGGAGAUAUGCGGUUCCGAUCGCCAGCAUUUUUACUCCUCUGCGUCGUUUCGCUCGCGACGGCGCAGGGAAUCAGCGAGUGUCGACAGGAUGCCGACGACGAGCUGAUCUGGGAAUAUGACGUCAGGAGACCGCACCGAACUGGUGGUUAUCAAGAGGUAGAGGCGGAUUACGGACCGACGGACGCGAGAAUCACGUGCAUACGUUUCAACUCGCUGUCCGAUGAUGAUAACGGCGCAGCAUGGGUCACCGCCGGCGGAAUCGGUCACGACUUCGUCAAACUCAAGUUCAGGUCGAAGUACUCGCGAGGGCUCCACUACAGAGUCCUGGUUUAUGGACGGCCCACCCUGAGAAGAGGUUCACCAUAGCGUCUUUGAUGGCUAUCCUCAUAAAUUCUUGGUGUCUCGCAUUAGUACUUAAUUCCUCAUGUUUGGAUGCGUAAUACAUUAUAUCUUUCUAA